CACCCAGGAUAAGUGUAGGAAAUAAUGACUAAUACUUACUGCUGCUCCUGCUAACAGAGUUCUAACAAGUUAUCAGAAUGUCUGGCGUUAUGUUCUAGACUGGUGUUAUGUUCUAGGCUUCAGUUGUGUUCUAGAAUUUGUUAUGUUCUACACUUGCAUCAUGUUCUAGACAUCCAUUAUGUUCCCCAUGUAUUAUGUUCUAGACUAGAGUAAUGUUCUGGACUGGUGUUAUGGACUCUUGUUAGGUUCUAGACUGGUAUUGUGUUCUAGACUGGUGUUGUGUUCUAGACUGGUGUUGUGUUCUAGACUGGUGUUAUGUCCAACACGGCACUAGCAAACACCAUGUGUAGAACAUAACGCCCCGAUCCCCUGUUAUAAAAAGCUGCUUCUCACUAUUUGGUGGCUAUUGUGCAUGGGAUGUGAAGGCAAGGUGCCUACAGGCUGCCAGGAUAGCGGGCCCCAGGGCAAGCUGAGAGGCCUCCCAGGCUGAUUUGGAUGCUGAUUGCAGCCUGACAGUUGCAUUGGUGAUCGUACUACACCCGGAGGGAUGGUUACCAGAAGUCGCCACUCGUUGCUUAGUAUUCUGCUGGGGCUGGUCCUGGGCUUUCUACUCACCUCCAGGUUUAUCCUGCCCAGAGAGCCAAUCGGAGAAGAGCGGGUGCCGGGGGAUGGCAGAUGGGCAAGCUGAAUUAAGGAGGGAUUACAGCGGGGUUCUAGGCUGGCAGCAGUUGGGUGAUCACAGACAUCACUUGUGUGGUACAAUAGACUGGUGGGCAAAGAGGCACAUUUAGGGCACUGAUAACUGAGCUGUCAGUAGUCUUCCUGACGCGUAACUUCCGGUUUUGUCAGAAGUCAGUUAGGGGGACGAUGUGGAGCGCAGAUCUGCACACUGAGUCGCCCUAUCGCCGCUUUUUAGUAGACAGGAAGCAGUGUUUUCAAACAGUAGUUUUUUAAUAAAGCCUCAAUAUUAAUAAACUCUAUACAGGGUCGUUCUAUUAUUAGUGUGUUUAGAAUUGAUUUUUUAAUAAAAAUUUUUUUAGUGUUACAGUUCCUUUAAUGAAAGUCAGGGACAAGCGAUAGAUCAGGUACAGGGUCAGUGACCCCAAAACAGACACAAAUAGAAAAGUGAAAGACAUUGGGGAAAAGUCUUUAUUUUGGGGAGGUGCUAAGGUUUAAUUGAUGGAUGGGGGGGGUUACACAUGUUAGCCCAGUGUUUAUUAUAAUCACCUAUUGGCACUGCUGAAAUAGUAACCCCUGAUGGGGCAGUAUUCAGAGCAUAGAAGCCCCGGGCCAGGGUAUCAGGUAAGUGAAUCACUGGCAGAGAAAUGACUUCACUGUAGCUCCUUGUCCUGUUAUUUUUGGGGCUCAAUACAGGUCAGUGCUGGAGGGCACAUAGUGAUUAUACAGGGGCUGCUGGGGGACAGUGGAAGUUCUGGGGGGGGGGGAGUCUCACACAUGAGCUCAUUUUUAUUUCGUUUCUGUGGGUGGAAAGGGCUGUUAGCCAGGGCACCUCCUCCUGUUACCAUGGACACCACAAAAACAAACCGACAGUUAGUGAAUAGACUUGCAGCCUGUGUGGGUUCCCCCGAGCGGCAGACUCUCAUUACUGACUGGAUCCUGAUCCUGAAGACUCACAGAUCUGCCACACACAGUUUACAACAAUGCAAAGAGUUUAUUACCCAUAAGCCUGUGUCCUUGUGGCCCCAACAAUGGAGAAGUAUGAGAAGUUGGCCAAGAUUGGAGAGGGCUCUUACGGAGUGGUGUUUAAAUGUCGCAGCAAAGAGACUGGUCAAGUGGUGGCCAUCAAGAAGUUUGUGGAAUCGGAAGAUGAUCCAGUCAUUAAGAAGAUAGCCCUGCGGGAAAUCCGUAUGUUAAAGAAACUAAAACACAACAACCUUGUCAACCUGCUGGAAGUGUUCAGGCGGAAGCGAAAGCUGCACUUAGUGUUUGAAUACUGUGACCACACUGUGCUCAACGAGCUGGAGAAGCAUCCAAAUGGGGUUCCUGAUGCCUUGACCAAGAACAUAAUGUGGCAGAUUCUUCAGGCUGUUAACUUCUGCCAUAAGAACAGUUGUAUCCACCGAGACGUCAAACCCGAGAACAUUCUCCUUACCAAGCAAGGGGUCAUCAAGCUGUGUGACUUCGGAUUCGCCCGGAUUCUCACCCGGCCUGGUGAUGAUUACACAGACUAUGUGGCUACUCGCUGGUACAGAGCUCCUGAACUCCUGGUGGGAGACACCCAGUAUGGAGCAGCUGUGGACGUGUGGGCCGUGGGCUGUGUCUUUGCAGAACUUCUUUCGGGGCAACCGCUGUGGCCAGGAAAAUCUGACAUGGACCAACUACACUGUAUCAUCAGGACCCUGGGGAAGCUGAUCCCGAGACAUCAGUACAUUUUCCAUAGUAACCAGUUCUUUCAUGGCGCCAGCAUUCCUGAGCCAGACCCAGCAGAUUUGGAAUCACUGGAGGAAAAGUUCCCAAAUAUUCAGCCGGCAGUUCUCACUUUUAUGAAGGGCUGCCUGCGUAUGAAUCCAGAUGACAGAUACUCCUGUGAGCAACUGCUGGAAAGCUUGUACUUUAAUCCCGCCCAUGAGGAACCAGAGAAACGGAAACCCAAGGGCCGGAGGCGACUUCAGCAGGCUCAGCUCUUGCCCCAACUACCGGCCAAUGGAAUGUCUCCUGCCCCCGAAGGGAAGAACAAGCCACGGGCCACUAAGUUUGAUCAUUUUCCCAACAUUUAAAGCCCUGGUACAUGGAGUGGCACAGGCAGGACUGAGGAACUUGCCCUCUGGGCUACCAACUGUAGCCUCUAGGUGCCUCCUGCCGAUUCCUAAUGGGAGCCAAGCAACAUGGCAGCUCCAGAUACUCCUCCUUCUGGAUGAAAGCUCUGCCUACAACUGGGCUCAAUGUCUGGCACAUUUACCCUUUAAUCACACAGAGCCGCGGGGCGGACAUUGGUACCUGGGUAACGUGGGGCAGUGAGUGGCAUUUCCCCAGGGCAGGACAUUGUUCUAGUGACUUGUGUACAACGAGAGGGUUUGGGGUACAUAUUUUUUAAUUAAAGUAUAUUGGAAAUAGGUUUCUUAUUCAUUAAAGAAACUAAAAAUGA
Messenger RNA from Xenopus laevis (African clawed frog), 3106 nucleotides. It is a transcript of the gene cdkl4.S, whose product is annotated as cyclin-dependent kinase-like 4. The record is from RefSeq and is a predicted model, not a curated record. The coding region runs from base 1710 to 2738 and encodes 342 amino acids. NCBI's taxonomy places the organism in Eukaryota, Metazoa, Chordata, Amphibia, Anura, Pipidae. The transcript is spliced from 10 exons.